AUGUCGCAGGAUUCUCGACGUGCAGGUUCAUUGUCCAGAGAUGUGGCUCAAACAGAUGACCGUGCGAGUGACAAUGACCGUGCAUUUACAACCCGAAAUCCUGUCCGCGGCCGCCUAAUCGACCUCGACCCCAGUCAUGGCAUCCGUAUGGGCCCGUGGAACCACCACUGGAAUCUAUCUCAUCGCGACCCAUUGGCAACGGCAGAGCCACUGAGCCUACCGGGUCCAUCUUCCUCACCUCGUCCCCAAGGGACUUCGCCCAUCCGCUCAGGAUAUGCGAUGACCUCGCAGCCGUUAUCCCCGAAGUCCCAUCCACGGCCUUUGAUGAAUCCAGCAUCGCCUUCGGCGCGGUUCGUUGGGAGCGGCAGGGCUUCUGGUCAGUCAAGUGUUGCACAGUCACCGCUAGUUCCCCAUGAACCGUUGACGGGCCCACGCGUGCCUGUCACUAGUCCGCCUCUGCCCCUGGAGACGGGACUACGCCCAAUUGAACCUCUCACUGGCACUCAGCCUCCGUUGACCUCGCUGCAUUCUACAACCGGUCUGCAUUCCAGGCAAACCAGUGCCGGCCGAGGGCCUCUCACCAACCCAAAUUCCCAAGAAACGAGUCCUAGCACGCCUCAUUCAACUUUCAGCCCCUAUGGCCGUGCAUCCCCAGCAGUGGCCAGUAUCUCCCUCGCACAAAGCGCCGCAUCAUAUGCCACUGCGCCUUCAUAUAUGACGCCCGACCCAUCCCCGCAACAAAAGGCCCAAGACCCCAACCCGAACCAGCCCCCCACACGAGCCGGAACACCACAGAGUAGCCCGCUCCCAUUGGGAAUGAUACCAUGCGUACUAGACAUGCGGUCCGGCUCCUCCAGCCAAGCCGAAAAGCGCAAAGCGAACAGCGACGCCUCACGACGGUUCCGCAAUCGCAAGCGUAACGAAAUGCAACUCGAGCAGCGGCUCAACGCACAGCAAGAAGAGAUCCAGCGCAACGUAGAAACAGUCCGUCGGCAGAGCGAGGAGCUCCGCUCCUCGUCCAGCAACGAGACCACUACCGCUCCGAGCGAGACUUCUACCGCGACCACCUAG
Penicillium mononematosum is the source of this 1071-nucleotide messenger RNA. RefSeq lists its product as uncharacterized. The transcript has 3 exons. Gene Ontology annotation, molecular function: DNA-binding transcription factor activity. Lineage: Eukaryota; Fungi; Ascomycota; Eurotiomycetes; Eurotiales; Aspergillaceae. The record is from RefSeq and is a predicted model, not a curated record. Gene Ontology annotation, biological process: regulation of DNA-templated transcription. Bases 1 to 1071 code for a protein of 356 amino acids.